CUUCUGAUUUCUUAUCCAUCCACCUCCUUCUUAUAUUUCCCAGGGAACCAAACCUGUGGCUUCCAUCUCUCAAAAGCUCAACCACUUGCCAUGGCAGCAGCAGCGUCAAUGUGUAUGAGCUUCAACCUGGCAACAGCAUUCAAGGGUCUCUCUUUUUCUUCUUCUUCCUCAUCGUUCUUCGCUGGAAGUGGUAGUUAUUCUCUCCGCGCGGGUCCCACCUCGGUGGUGUCGCUGCCCCGGCGCUGCCCGCUGACCAUAGAGAACGCCCACAAGAAGGGGGCGGGCAGCACCAAGAACGGCCGCGACUCGCAGGGCAAGCGUCUCGGAGUCAAGAUAUACGGCGACCAGGUCGCCAAGCCCGGCUCCAUCAUCGUCCGCCAGCGCGGAACCAAGUUUCAUGCAGGAAAGAAUGUGGGGCUUGGCAAAGAUUAUACCAUUUUCUCCUUGAUUGAUGGAGUUGUAAAAUUUGAGAAAUAUGGACCUGACAGGAAAAAGGUGAGUGUUUACCCUCAAGAAGUACAGCCUGAGAACCCCAACAGCUAUAGAGCAAGGAAGAGAGAGUACUUCCGAGUGAGGCGUGAACGCAAAAAAGCUAGACAAGAAGGAGCAAUACUUAAAUCUCAACUGGUGCUGGCUUCUGCAGAUGAUGCAGCAAUCACUAAUCCAGUGUGUUGAUUCUGAUUCAAUCGUCUAAAUGUGUAAAAUACCCUGGUCCCCAUUUUUUACUCUUGUUUAUCCGUAAAACCUUUAGCAUUGUAUUGAGUUUUGUUGAAGUAGCAAUGCACAAUCAGUCAUCAUGCGCCAUCUGAAUCAAAACAUUGCUUGAUGAAUUCUACAGUAUGAGAAUUUGUUUUGUAGUAUUUGGAAUAACAUCUAUUGAAUUUUUGGUCGAGAUCAUUC
Glycine soja is the source of this 900-nucleotide messenger RNA. RefSeq names its product 50S ribosomal protein L27, chloroplastic-like. The record is from RefSeq and is a predicted model, not a curated record. Gene Ontology annotation, molecular function: structural constituent of ribosome. Bases 91 to 675 code for a protein of 194 amino acids. Gene Ontology annotation, biological process: translation. The transcript is spliced from 3 exons. Gene Ontology annotation, cellular component: ribosome. Lineage: Eukaryota; Viridiplantae; Streptophyta; Magnoliopsida; Fabales; Fabaceae.